AUGCUCAAAUCAAAGGAUGUCAAACAUGCGAAUGUCAAAUACAAGCAAUUGUCAAAUAAUAAAGUUCAAUCGAUGUCUCCAGAGUUGAACCAUCGAAAUACAAAGACCGAUCCAUCGGAUGAUAGGGACAAGCUAGUCAGCCCGACGCCUUCUCAAAAGUCCUACGAGAAACAAUCAACAUGGAAAGAAUUUUGCGAUAAAACAACAGCUCAUGGAUUUAAACGAUACUUGCUGAGCCAUUCGAAGCUCAGUUCCUUUCUAACAUUGCUAUUUAAAUGGCAGCGAAGAGAGAAAAUCACGACAAUAUCGCUCAAAUUCGACCACGUCGAGUUCCCAGCGAUCACUUUUUGCAAUUUGAAUCCAUACAAGCGAAGUCUCAUCCAAUUGGUGCCAAGUAUACGAGAUACGAUGGAUGUUUACGAUAAUGCGAAAACUUCAAACAAAGGUGAUGAUAAGCCAAGGUAUUUGCGAAGAGAACAAGCGGCGAUGGCUGUGCAAAGAGUACGCGAAUUGUUCGCCGAUGAGAUGAAUGAUGCGUUGGAGGAUUUGAAAGAAUCGCUGGAACAGCGGACAAAAAGACAGACCAGACGCCGCUAUGAAGCCAUCGAGGCACACUGCAAAUGUGUUGGAAAGCUCGAUAUGGAAUGCAUUCGUUUCGCCAGCCCGCCAACACAUCAGAAUGCAAAAUGCGUGUGCACUUACGACCACGAGCAGGGAACAGCUUGGCCGUGUUUCAAUCAGAGUAUCUGGUACGAUCAUCUCUGCCCAUCUUGUAUCUCCGAUGGCUACUGCAAUGCGUAUCUGGACGACACUGAUGAGCAAACAGCCUCUUCACCACAACCCUGCAAAUGCCGAAAUCGUACCAAUGACUACGAGGUUGAUAAUAAGCCAUACUGCAUCAGCCAGGCACCGGUGGAGAUUUUGAAGCUCUGGAAGCCAGGGAAUUUUACUACUUGGACAACGAGCACAACGACGACCACGCCGAAACCGACGACGAGCACAACCACAACAACCACUCCAACCACCACAACAAGCUCCACGUCCACCACGACAACCACGACGACAACCACAAGUACGACCACAACCACAACGACCACAACAACCACGACAAGCACAACCACAACCACCACUACACCCACCACCACAACCACCACAACAACUCCUUUCUCCAAACCCGGUCAGAGUGCUCGAGUGAGAGAUCCAGAGACAAUUCAGGCGAUGGGAUUCGGGGGAAUGACUGAUGGAGUAGCAAUGUUGACAAAAGCUAAAGAGAAUCUCAUGUUCACAAUGGCCGCCCUUUCGGAGAGUCAACGAGUGGCGUUGAGUUACGAUUUGGCUGAAUUCGUUGAGAUGUGUUCGUUCAAUGGGCAACAAUGCGAUAUCGAUAUUGGAAAAGAUUUCAAGAGGCACGUUGAUCCAGAAUUUGGAAACUGUUACACGUUCAACUGGGAUAUUAACAACAAUUACACGAGCAGUCGAGCCGGACCGAUGUAUGGCAUUCGAGUGCUCCUCUUUGUGAACACUUCUGAUUACAUGUCCACAUCUGAAUCUUCGGGUGUUCGGCUUUCCAUUCAUUCGCCCACUGAAUACCCAUUCCCUGAUACAUUUGGCUACAGUGCACCUGUGGGAUUUGCAAGUAGUUUUGGGAUCAAAAAGAAAGUCGUUCGCCGUUUACCGAUUCCGCAUGGAGAUUGCGUUGAAAAUCGAAAUACAACUGAAGAUAUGGAAUAUAUCUAUCAAGGAUGGGAUUAUCAUCCAGAAAACAGCUUGCUGGAUGCUUGUGGAUGUGGAGAUCCGCGAUUUCCAGUUCCAAAAGGGAAAAAGCAUUGCUCGGCGUUUAGCAGUGAAUCAAGAAAAUGUUUGGAAGAGCGAUUGGGCAGUGUAAACGAUUUCCAUCAUGUGACAGAGAAUAUGGGCAAAUGCAAGUGUCAACCGAGUUGCGACGAGGAUGUCUACGAAGUUACUUUCUCGGCCAGCAAAUGGCCAUCAGGCGCCACUGAUACAGGAGGACUCCACGGGCUUGGUGACUGUGAGGGAAGGAGUCCGGAGGAGUGCGAGAACUAUUACAGGCUCAAUGCGGCGAUGGUGGAAGUCUUCUAUGAACAGCUCAACUACGAACUGCUACAAGAAUCGGAAGCUUAUGGGCUAGUCAAUCUGAUUGCUGACUUUGGAGGGCAUCUCGGCUUGUGGAUGGGCUUCUCCGUGAUCACCGUGAUCGAAUUCAUUGUGUUGGUUGCCGAAUUGUUCGCUGUUUGCUUUAAAAAGGAGGAAAACGAGAGCAAUGAGAAUUCACAUGAUCUCACCGAGAAAGGAGGGAAAAUCUAUGCAGAUGCAAAGGAAAAAGAGCAAUUUUCAUCGAAA
Messenger RNA from Mesorhabditis belari, 2361 nucleotides. Lineage: Eukaryota; Metazoa; Nematoda; Chromadorea; Rhabditida; Rhabditidae. The record is from the annotation of a GenBank genome assembly.